This is a messenger RNA of Brassica oleracea var. oleracea, 1785 nucleotides long. Its product is annotated as vacuolar protein sorting-associated protein 45 homolog. The record is from RefSeq and is a predicted model, not a curated record. Lineage: Eukaryota; Viridiplantae; Streptophyta; Magnoliopsida; Brassicales; Brassicaceae. Gene Ontology annotation, cellular component: Golgi membrane. Gene Ontology annotation, biological process: intracellular protein transport; vesicle-mediated transport.
UCAAUAUUAAAUGUAGUAUAUGAAUUAUUAACAUAUUCUAAUAAAUUUGUCAAAAAUUUAAAACAUUAACUGAAAUUAUUUCUAGAAGCCAUAUAGUUUAGGGGAUAUGGCAUCAAACCACCUAUAUAUGAUCCCAGCAGUUGUCGAUCCCUCUGGUUUGCAACGCUACUCGGAUCGGGUUGUUGAUGGAAUUGCGGCGGUGUUUCUGGCUUUGAAACGUAGACCUGUCAUCAGAUACCAGAGGACCUAUGAUACUGCAAAAAGGAUUGCACACGAAACAGCGAAAUUGAUGUAUCAGCACGAAAGCGGUCUUUUCGAUUUUAGACGGACUGAAAGCUCUCCGUUGCUGCUUGUAAUUGACAGAAGAGAUGACCCAUUGCUCAAUCAGUGGACAUGUCAGGCGAUGGUGCAUGAACUCAUAGGACUUCAGGAUAAUAAAGUAGACUUGAGAGCUAUUGGAAGUCUUUCAAAAGAUCAGCAAGUUGAGGUGGUUUUAUCAUCAGAACAAGAUGCAUUCUUCAAAUCUAACAUGUAUGAAAAUUUUGGGGAUAUCGGAAUGAACAUCAAGCGAAUGGUGGAUGACUUUCAGCAGGUGGCAAAGAGUAACCAAAAUAUCCAGACAGUAGAGGACAUGGCCAGAUUUGUUGACAAUUACCCUGAGUACAAAAAAAUGCAAGGCAACGUGUCAAAGCAUGUAACCCUGGUUACUGAAAUGAGCAAGCUAGUUGAAGCAAGGAAACUGAUGCUGGUUUCACAAACAGAGCAGGAUUUGGCUUGCAAUGGCCAAGGAGCUGCAUAUGAGGCAGUUACUGAUCUCUUAAAUAACGAAAAUGUGUCUGAAAUCGACCGGCUACGUUUGGGAAUGCUGUAUGCUCUGCGCUAUGAGAAAGAGAAUCCCGUUCAGUUGAUGCAACUGUUCAACAAAUUGGCUUCAAGGUCUCCUAAGUACAAACCAGGGCUUGUUCAGUUUCUAUUGAAGCAAGCCAGUGUGGAGAAGCGUACUGGUGAUCUAUUUGGAAACAGAGAUCUUAUGAAUAUAGCACGCAACAUGGCUCGUGGACUUAAGGGGGUUGAGAAUGUGUACACUCAACACCAGCCUCUUCUGUUUCAAACAAUGGAGAGCAGAACCAGAGGGAGAUUACGAGAUGUGGACUAACCUUUUGCUGGAGAUCAUUUUCAACACGGACUGCCACAAGAGGUGGUGAUAUUCAUGGUUGGUGGAACAACGCACGAGGAAUCACGCUCUGUUGCUCUUCAAAAUGCCACCAACUCUGGCAUUCGGUUUAUUCUCGGCGGCACCGCAGUGCUUAAUUCCAAAAGAUUUCUAAUGGACUUGGAAGAAGCACAAAGGAUAUCAAGAUCAGGUAGCCAUAUGGUGUGAAGAGAUGUACAACAACACAACAGAGUUCUGUGUAAAUUAGUCUAUGUAAGAUUCUCUUACUUAUGAUGAGCAUAGAAGAACUAAACAUGCCUGUGUUAUCUACCAUCACAUCGGAGAGGCAAUGAAAGAAGAAGAUUGUGGUCAGAUUCGUUGAAUCUUUAGGAAACAUGACGACUACCCAGAGAUCAUAUUGGAUUGUUCAUCGUGGUACAGUUUAAUUGGAUUAUUCUUCGUACAGACUAAUCAGGAAAUGUUAACUUCAGGGAAUGUUGCUUUAGCAUUCAAAGUUUAGAAAGUAGAGAUUACUUUCGGUUUACUAUCGAUCAAAUUUGUUGUCACGUGUUUGUAUGUCGCAUAAGUUUUUUAUGUUAGUUGUUAAAAAAUAUCAGCUAUAUCCUUCACUG